Saprolegnia parasitica CBS 223.65 is the source of this 1836-nucleotide messenger RNA. RefSeq names its product TKL protein kinase. The record is from RefSeq and is a predicted model, not a curated record. Gene Ontology annotation, molecular function: protein kinase activity; ATP binding. The transcript is spliced from 2 exons. NCBI's taxonomy places the organism in Eukaryota, Oomycota, Saprolegniomycetes, Saprolegniales, Saprolegniaceae. Gene Ontology annotation, biological process: protein phosphorylation. Bases 34 to 1770 code for a protein of 578 amino acids.
CGUCGUCGUCGUCAGUACAAAUUCACCGCUGCGAUGGACACGUCAAUCCCGUGCGUCGUCUGCAACAAGCCCAACGUUGUGACCGAGAACGUGUGCACCAACUGCGGCAAGUCGCUCGGGUCGGACGCCGACCGCCUCGACGUGCUCGUGCGCCGGCUACAGCUGUGGCAAGGCGACCCGAACGCCGAGCUGCUGGCGGCGCGGGCGCAAAUCGUCGCGCUCCAGGCGCAGGUCGACGAGCAGGCGAGCCGCCUCUUGGCGCUGCAAGCCAAGCUCCAAGCCGACGCGUCCGGUGUUGGCAAAGAAAUGGAGCUCAAGCAUCUGCGCGAGCGGCUCCAGGAGAUCGAGGAGCGGCAGCAUCUGAGCGCGAGCUUGCACACGAUCCCCGGCGUCGAGGGCAGUCAGUUCCUCGACGCGCAGCUGCUUGGGACGACGUCCAACUUUGUGCUGCACCUCGGCACGCUCGAGGGCAAGCUCGUCGUGCGCAAAAUGUUCUUCGAAUCCAGUCCCGAAGAAGCGCUCGUACACAAGUUUAAGGAGUCGAUCGCGAUGCUCGCCAAGCUCGACGGCGGCGGCGGCGCGAUCAUCCCGCUCUUUGGCGCCGCGGCCGUGGACCAGCGCCGGCCCGUCAUCUUUAUGGAGUACAUGGAGCGUGGCGAUCUGCGGUCGGCGCUCUCGGGCAAGGCCGCGCUCUCGUGGCCGACGCGGCUCCAGAUCGCGCUGCAAGUGGCCAAGGCGCUCGCCAAGAUGCACGCGAUGGACCUCAUCCACCGCGAUCUGAACUCGAGCCACAUCCUCCUCUCGCACACCAACGUCGCCAAGGUCACGGGGCUCUCCAACGCCCGCGAGAAGUCGCCGUCGUCCAUGACCAACAACGUCGGCGACUUUCGGUGGGCGGCGCCCGAGACGAUGGUCGAAGGCAACCUGUACUCGGAGAAGGCGGAUAUCUACUCGUUUGGCAUCAUCCUCGUCGAGCUCGACACGCACGAGCUGCCGUACGCGCACAUGAAGGACAGCAAGGGCCGGCAGAUGCGCGAGUUUGCCAUCAGCGACGCGAUCCGCCGGGCGACGCCGGGCGCGCCGAUCACGCAGCACAAGUUUGGCGACAGCCCGUCGUGGUACCAGGACCUCGCGCGCGAGUGCACGAGCUUGGACCCGACCGCGCGGCCGUCGGCCGUCGAGCUCGUGCGGCGGCUCCAAGAGCACCUGCGCGCGCCGUCCAAGGUCGCGGCGCCGCCGACGCCGGCGGUCGUCAACGUGCGCCUCACGGUCGUUGAGGCCAACUCGAUUCUGGACACGCAGGCGUUCGGGACGCAGAGCCCGAUCUGCAAGGUCGGUCUUGGCGGGAAGGAGUUUUCGACGCAGCCGCACAACCGCGGCGGCCGCGCGCCCCGCUGGAACGAGCGCUUUGAUUUUUUCAAUGUCAACCUCAUGGAGAUGGUGCUCGAGGCCAACAUCCUCAACGUGCAGUGGUGGCUGGAAGGCCAGAUCGGCAAGUGCAACCUCCCGCUCCACGAAGCGCUCGACGGGAAGCACGGCUGCCGCCGCCGCAUGUGGCUGCCCGUCUACUCCCGCGGCGACAACCACGGGUACCUCACGAUCGACGUCGAGUUCCAAGGCGACGUCGCGCGCUGGCUGCACGAGUACGUGGCCGCCAUGGAGUGCUACGUGGUCGCGCUCGGCGACGCCGAAAGCGUCGCGCGAGAUGAAGCGCUGCACAAGAUCGAGGUCGCGCAGCGCCUUGUCGAGCAGGUCGAGGUGGCGCCGUAGACACGCUAUUAACACGCAACGCCUUGCCAUGCGUUCAUACGAAUACCAGCUUCUUGCCGCCCUUUG